Paramecium sonneborni is the source of this 1933-nucleotide messenger RNA. NCBI's taxonomy places the organism in Eukaryota, Ciliophora, Oligohymenophorea, Peniculida, Parameciidae. The record is from the annotation of a GenBank genome assembly.
AUGAAUAUAACAUCUCGAAAGGAAAAGAAUUUAUAAUCUCAUAAUUUGUUUGAAUUUCCAAUUUUAAGUGAUGUGCAAUAUCUUAAUUUGAGUUAUAAUCUAAUUAGUUAGAUUCCAGAUUAGAUUAUAUAGAUGAAGAAUUUAGAGAUUUUGAUUCUAAAUCAUAAUUAAAUAGUAGAAUUUCCUAAUGUACAAUUACCAAACCUACAUACUUUAGAGAUUUCAGAUAACAAAUUGUAAUCGACAGAUUUUUCAAAUCUAAAUCUAAGUAAUUUAGAUAUUUAAUAUAAUUCAUUUGAAGUGUAUUAGCAUGUCUAGAGUGUAGAGAAAUUAUGUUUAAGUUGGUUCACUUUAAUUGAUAUGAGUGCUUAAUAAUUUAAUUUGUUAACAUCACCAAUAGGAGAAUAAUUGAGAAUGCACAAAUAGAUGAAUUUUAAUGAAUUUGUUAACAUAUUUUCUAGUUUUACAAAUACAAUAAUAAUUAAGGCAAUUCAAUAUGAUGAAGUAAGUAUCAUACCAUCAAUAUGUGAAAAUCAUUUGGAAUGUUUAACAAAAUUGUAACAUCCAUAACCUUUAAUUCUAGCAGCAAAGUUAAAUAUAAGGUAAAAGUGAAUAUAUACAGGAUUUACAAGACCUUAUUGUCAUACUUGGAUCCAACUCAUCUAUUAAUUAGAUUUGUAUUUCUUUGGGCAUGUCAUCAUUUAGAAUACGAAGUAAUUGAACAUAUGCUUGAUCGUGGAAUUGUGGCUUUUUGGGAUGAUUAAAUGAAACACAUAAGUCAGAUUCUAUUUGUUCCAUUAAAAGGUGUAAAUGGAGAUACACCUUUACAUUUCAUAUUAAGAAGAUAAUGUAGGAAUGAAUCUGAUUACAUUAAUCAAAUGAACAUUGUUUAAUUAUUGUUAAAACAUUAAAAUCCUAACCUCAAGAAUUCUUUAGGAAUUGCACCAAUACAUGAAAUAUUGUUAAUACCAUCUUUAAGAGUAAGUUCUUAAAUUCUAAAAAGAGUUUUACCAAUUGUCCUUCUAAUUAAUUUGAUUAUACCAAAAGAAUGGCAUCAUCUAAAGAUUCCAUUAUGCAUAUUGCUACUUAAAUGGGAUAUAUUUAAGCCAUCCAAUUAUUUUCAGGAUAACUUAGUAUGUUUACUAUUAAUUAAUUCAAUAAGACUCCCAAGUAAACUUCUUAGCCUUCAGUAACAAUACUUAAAUAUGUACGAAAAUUAGAAAUCUAAGAAUUAAGAAGCAUCUUUAUUUAAUCAUAGUAACAUCUUUAAGUUUCUAUUCGAAAUCCUCAAGAAUUUCAUAUCUCAGUUAAUGAAGCUGACAAUCUAUAUACUUUGUUGCUCAAAGAUUUGAUAUUGACUGAUAAAUUAAUUAUUGUAACUUUAAUUAACAUGUUACAAUUUAAAUUACUUUAUUAAAUUAAAUUUACAUCAAAUCGUAUCAUAAAACCUAUCCGAAUUAUCAAUAAUUGUCAUCACAAUUUCUAUCCUGAUAUAAAAGAGUUCAAAAAAAAAUUAUUAGAAAAAUUAUCAUAAAAUAAAGAGAUAAUAUAGAGACCAAUAAGAUUCUAAGAAAUUACUAUGAAAAAGGGUUAAAAAUAAAUAAGUGUAAAUUUAGAUUAAUUUAUUGAUAACAGCAAUGAUCUCUAUGAUAUGGUUACAUUCUAUCCUAUGAUUGGAAUGUCUGGGAAUCUAUCAAACAGAACAUCACUUUUGGAUUAUGAAGACUUUUAACAUCAACAAUUUAGGAAGACCUAAUUUCAUUAGAGAAUUAACAAAAAUUAUGUUAGUGAAAGAUAAUAAUCACCAUUGCCAAUGAAGUAUAGCUAUGAUAAUUUUGUAACAUAUAGAAAAAAUAAAUCGAUAACACUUGAUUUAGGUAAUUAAGUUAAAGAGUAAAGUCUAAACAAUUAUUAUCUAUAGAAAUUGUAAUGA